AUGUCCACAUCCACACUUUGUUAUCGGCAAUGCAUACACUUUCCUGAUGAUGACCCGGUUCCUACUCUCUUCGUAGAUGCCGACAGACGAUCUCCUGAUGACCAGUGGCUUUCCGCUAGUAGGGAGCUGAGAGAACUACUGGAAGCCAAUGGCCUCUCCAUGUUCAAUGUAGAGAUAUGCGACGGUCGAGUGAACUCAACAAAGUACUCCUCACCAGUCCCAUCCUCUGACCCGAUUUAUCCACUAUGGGGCGAUAUUCUGAACCAGAUGUUACAUGAGAUUGAUUUGACGCAUAUCCUCACAAUAGACUGCUUACGUUUUGGGGAGAGUAUUGAUGGAGAUACUAACCCAAUAACAGUCAUUCUCACUAUCGACCGCGUCUCAGCCUUCUAUUCUUGGAAAGCCACACGAGAAACGAUAAUCUCAAUACUUGGCGAAUAUAACUUGCAUCAUACCGGGGUUAUAAUUGCACAGGGUCGUUUCUAUCGAGGCACAGAUAGCAUAGAUCAACGUCUACCAGAAACUGCAUGGCAGAGCCAUCUGCAGGUAGGCUUGAGCCUCAGUAUAUAUCAGUCAACGCAUUCAUCUUCGACGUUUGGUGGCUGGCUGGAAAUUCGAGAACGAGAGGGAUCUGACUGGAUUAAACUAGGUCUCUCGCCCAAGGAUCAAGCAGACAUCUACAAUUCAUUCUCAACGGGUGUUUCGGGCAACGACCCAAUUUGCAGGAAACUUCGAGUAGAACAACCAAGUCUAAAGGAUUCAACCUCAGAAAUCAAUGAAUUAUCAGCCAGAUUGAAUGAAACUCCGGACAUAGUUUUCACUGCUAUUAAGGAGAUUAUUGAACAAGAUGGAGAGGUGAGCCCAAGGUCCCGUUGGCGGUAUAAUUGGAUUACAGUUUGGAGAACCGCAAUAUCGAAGAUUAAAGAUUUUCACAAAUCUGACGUGCCAUGCAACGACCUGCUAUCUUCCGUAUUGCCAAUCAACCCUCGCUUUGAAAUUAUUUUGAAAACGGAUCAAGUCCUAUUCAGUCCGUCGUAUGCAGGACAUGUAUAUGCUGCGUCAGGGUACCGGCAAUUCUCCUCCAGCAACAACCAAAAGCGACAAGCAGACUGGGCACUCCUUGAUGUGCCAAAAGCUAGGCAGUCGAGCAACACGGUCAUGACGUAUGGAGAGACUGGUCUUUACGCUGAUACCAUACCAUUGCAGCCCUUUCCAGGAAUCCCUAAUGAAGGUACUGAACUCUUCAAGCUAGGGUGGAAUCUCAGAAAUAAAACUCUUGAACACACCGUCACAGGCGCUUCGGGAACACUAUUUUCGGACCCCGGAGACUCUGGUGCUUUAGUCUUUGAUAGCGUCGCAAACUGCAUUGGGUUAAUCUUCGCUGGCAACACGUUUUCGAGAGCCUCUUAUAUCACGCUCCUACCCGACUUGUUUGACGACAUCAAGACUAUUACCGGCGUCGUUGACGUCCGUAUUGCUGAAUAG
Molecule: messenger RNA, 1485 nt
Organism: Microsporum canis CBS 113480
Lineage: Eukaryota; Fungi; Ascomycota; Eurotiomycetes; Onygenales; Arthrodermataceae
Exons: 5
Coding region: 1-1485 (494 amino acids)
Source: RefSeq, a predicted model, not a curated record